Fopius arisanus is the source of this 2130-nucleotide messenger RNA. Its product is annotated as ATPase family AAA domain-containing protein 2. The record is from RefSeq and is a predicted model, not a curated record. Gene Ontology annotation, molecular function: chromatin binding; ATP hydrolysis activity; histone binding. Bases 162 to 2084 code for a protein of 640 amino acids. Gene Ontology annotation, biological process: positive regulation of transcription by RNA polymerase II. The transcript is spliced from 9 exons. Gene Ontology annotation, cellular component: nucleus. Lineage: Eukaryota; Metazoa; Arthropoda; Insecta; Hymenoptera; Braconidae.
AAUGUCAAAUAUGAAAUUUUAUUGUUAAAAAAAGAAAAAAUUUUAUUCAGGAAUUUUUUUAGAGUCAAAUUUCGUGGGUGAUGAAAGUCAGUUGGUUCCAUUAAAGAGAAAUAAAAAUCUGUUAAAAAAUCUUUUAUUUGUAAUUUGGAAAAUUCAGUAUCAUGACAACGCAGAAGGAUUUCUCGUGUAUUGGGGGAUUGGAUAAACAUAUUAACAUUGUCAAGGAGAUGGUGUUGUUUCCCUUGAUGUAUGGCUGGGUUUAUUCGAAAUUCCAUCUGAGGCCACCCAGAGGUUUACUAUUCUAUGGACCACCAGGAACCGGAAAGACACUGGUGGCGAGUGCCCUAGCAGUGGAAUGUAGUAAUUCCGAGAGAAAAGUGUCAUUCAUCUCUCGAAAGGGUUCAGACUGUCUUUCCAAGUACGUAGGGGAGAGUGAGCAUAAACUUCAGAAAAUCUUCACCAUGGCACAGCAGAAUAAACCCUGCAUCAUUUUUUUCGACGAAGUUGACGGUUUGGCACCGGUGCGAACAAGUCGACAGGAUUUCGUUCAUGCGAGUGUUGUAUCGACUCUCCUGGCAUUGAUGGAUGGACUGGACAACAACUCGGAAAUUAUCGUGAUCGGUGCGACCAAUAGAUUGGACGCCAUCGAUCCAGCUCUGAGAAGACCUGGCAGAUUCGACAGAGAACUUUAUUUCCCGUUACCCUGUUACACAGCUCGGAAGGACAUUUUGUCCGUUCACGUGAAGAAUUGGAAGCAGAAGCCAGCAGUGAAAUUCAUUGCUUAUCUGGCUUCAAAGACCGUGGGCUAUGGUGGAAGUGAUCUGCAGGCACUUUGUGCUGAAGCCGUCAUGUGCUGUGUCAGGAGACAUUAUCCGCAGAUCUAUACAUCCAAGGCGAAACACCAGAUCAAUGAGAGAGCUCUAAAAGUAGAGAAACAAGAUUUUAUGAAGGCCCAGCAGAGCAUCGUGCCAGCAUCGCAUCGAGUUUCAAUAAUUCCCAUCAAGUGUCUCUCUCCAAAAGUCUAUCCUCUCCUCCAAGAUACUCUAUUUACAAUUCUCAGUGUUAUCCAGGGGAUUUGUCCGGCGGGAAUGCUGACGUCAGAAAAUCCGAGUAAUGAGAUUCUAUCGACGAGCACGAGAUGCCCGAGGCUGUUACUUCACGGAGAUGAUGACUGUCACACUCGUCAUUUGGCACCAGCUAUUCUCCACAAUCUCGAGCAUUUACCUUGUCACGUACUCGAUGUUACUUCGUUAUUCGAGGAGACCGGUCGAGCUGCUGAGGAGACUAUUAUCCAAAAGGUGAAAAUUGCAAGGCAUACUCUUCCCUCGUUGCUUUACGUACCCGAUAUGAUGGCGUGGUGGGAUCUGGUUGGUGAAGCGGCACGUGUAGUCUUCACCUCUCUCAUGAAGGGACUUGAUCGAUCUGUUCACAUGCUCUUCCUCGCCACAAUCACCUGUAAUACGGAUAGCAUACCAAUCGAGAUAUUAGAGCUCUUUGAUGUGCACCAGAGCGAAAUAUUCGAGGUGUCGGUACCGGGACCUGUUGAGAGACUAGCCUAUUUCCAACAAAUAUUUACCAAAGUCCCUGGGAAAUCUGAUAAUAUAUCGAGCAGAUCGUCUUACGUGGAUUUUGUUCAAGUCCUUGGACCGAUCAAAUCGAAGGUUGAGGGGAAACGAAGCAAGGAGGUGGAGAUCAUUGAGACACCCAUCCCCAAGAGACGAAAGGAGGGGAAAAUUAGGAUGAAACUCAGCGCUGUCCACAGCACUAGCUCAGGAAAUGGCCCUAUUCCACGAAAUGGACUGAAGCGUGUGCACAGUGCCUCGGGCGAGGGUACAUCCUCAAAACGCCAGAGAGGAUGUGGAAACAGCCGACGCAAUUCAUUUGAGACUCUCACAGAGCUACAGGUGCAGGAUCUCCUAGAUCGAGCAGUUGAUUACACCGAAGACUGGACAUGUCAUCAGUUGGAGACAAUUCAUGCAGCCCUCGAACGAGUCCUUAAUUAUUCCGAGGGAGAUGUCUUCCCAGCUUUCACCAAGUGUCUCGAGAAUUUUCGAAAAAAUCAACGAACCCGAGACGUUAAUUAACUAUUUCAAUUCUGAACCUACCUCUCUUGUAUUAUAGUAAACACAU